AUGUCCUUGGAAACUCAACGACGAUUGUUGUUAUCUGAAUGGCGAUUAGUUGUAGUUAGUCAAACAUCAUAUCCAAUUAUGUAUAGAAUUGAACGACCAUUAUUAUCUAGAGAAGAAUUACGAUGUUUUCCAGGGAAGUAUGCUAUAGUGAAAAUCCCAUUAGGAAAUCGAAUUAUUACCAAAUGGCAGGAACAAGUACGUCCUUUAGACGACGAUGAUGAUCAAUGGUAUGUCGUUCGUGAAUGGACGGAAGCAGAAAUCGGUCGUAACUAUAACAUAGUCGAAGCUAAUUCAGAUAGAGAAGCUACCUCAAAUCGUGUGCAAGAUCGUACUCAACUUCAUCGAAUUCUAUCCGAAGUUGGGUUGAAUCCGAGCGAUUUUGUUUUCAGUCCAUUACCAGGAGACAAUCAACCACAGGAGCAAGCAUCGAAUCAUCCAUCAGCUUUUUCUAGCUAUCCUGUACAACAGCAACAAAUAAAAAAUAACAAAUAUCUGCUACAAACUCAAUCUCAAUCGUUUUUGUCACCAGGUCGGUCAAUUGCAUCCGUACAUCAGCCACCUCCACCAUUAGCACAACCUCCUGCAAACCAACCGCCAUCACCACCAUCAUCACAACCAUUGCAAGCAUUAUCCUCACUGGUUAAUCGAGAUAUAUCUAAUACACAAAAUACAAAUUCACAAUUACAACAAGAUAUGAGUCAACAUAUUCUUUCACCACGACGAACACCUCCAGAGCCACCUCAUAGUUUUGUCUCACAUCACAAUGAGUCGAACUUAUCGGCUGAACAUUAUUUACGUGAAAUCAAUUGUGCCGAUAAUCCACCUGUUAAAGUAGUUAAACCAAGUACACAAAAUGUUGUCUAUCGAAAAGAAAUUCGUAUUCGUUAUUUACAACCACCAACACCACCACCACCGGCACCAAUCAUCAUCCGUGAAAAACACGUACCACCUAUUCCACCUCAAUCCCCACUUCUUAUUCGCGAACGAAAACCUGAAGCACGUACACCACCACCAUUAACUAUUCGUGAACGUCCACCAACACCACCAGCACCACUUGAACCGUAUGUGAUUGAUAAAAAUCUACCACCUCCUCCACCUCAACCACGUCAAAUUAUUAUUGAACGUUUACCAACACCACCACCAAAACCACGUACAGUUAUAUUCGAAAAAUGGUUACCAUAUAAAAAAGUUAAGCGCCCUGUUCUAUUACAAAAAGCACCGCCACCAGAGCCUCCUAAAGUGACACGUAAUGUUAUUAUCGAAUACGAACCAUUAAAAGCUUUUACAGUUCGACGUGUUAUCGAAGAAGGUGUAUUCCGUGUUGAUCCACAUCAAUAUGCAAGUUAUAAUGCACAAACACACACGGGCGGUGAUGUACGUGUUGUUGAACGUAUUGAAGAUUUACCGCCACCAAGUGAAAAAUUAGCUCAUGUUUUAAAUGAAUAUAAUUAUAGUAGUGCAUCGCCAGCACAUUGUUAUAGUCAUGAAUCUCAUCAACAUCUAUCUGAACAUAUUCCAUCAUCGGUUCAACAUUUAUUAAGCGGUGCGCAAACAUCAUCGAGCACGGAUUAUUUAACAAAUGUAUCACGUGCAUCAAAUACACCAGCCGUUAGACAAGAACGAGUUCUAUCAACAGGUUACAGUUCAUCAGUUCCAAGUCCAACGAUUGUACCAUUUCAAUGUUCGAAUUCGAAAAUAUCUCCUCGUUCAUUAAGACAAUAUACACCCAAUGACAGUCCAAUGCGAUCUCAUAUUAGUGACAUUUAUUAA
This is a messenger RNA of Rotaria socialis, 1770 nucleotides long. The record is from the annotation of a GenBank genome assembly. NCBI's taxonomy places the organism in Eukaryota, Metazoa, Rotifera, Eurotatoria, Philodinida, Philodinidae.